AUGGACCAGACAGUUUAUGGAUUGGUAUCCAAGAGAGGACGCGAGGAAGAGAGGAAAGACUGGGAAAAGGUGAUGAAGAAGACCUGUGGGGAAGCAUCCUGGAAGAGAGUAGCAUUAGAGAGGAAAGAGAGGAAACGGAUGGAAAGGAUUCAGUUACCCGCGGAACGAAUUCAUUUGGUCCCGUAUGGAAGUGCUGAUCUUAUCGGCGAACCUCAUUGGAGGGUGGCAAUAAAUAUUUGGCCAGCGCAGGGGAUCCAUCACCCGAUCCCCCAAAAAGGGCAAUCCGUUUUGGGCAGGGGCAGGCGCUAA
This is a messenger RNA of Nezara viridula (southern green stink bug), 309 nucleotides long. NCBI's taxonomy places the organism in Eukaryota, Metazoa, Arthropoda, Insecta, Hemiptera, Pentatomidae. The record is from the annotation of a GenBank genome assembly.